Rosa rugosa (rugosa rose) is the source of this 666-nucleotide messenger RNA. RefSeq names its product protein FAR1-RELATED SEQUENCE 9-like. Lineage: Eukaryota; Viridiplantae; Streptophyta; Magnoliopsida; Rosales; Rosaceae. The record is from RefSeq and is a predicted model, not a curated record. Bases 1 to 666 code for a protein of 221 amino acids. Gene Ontology annotation, molecular function: zinc ion binding. The transcript has a single exon.
AUGAGGGGGAUCGAGGAAGAUGCAUGUAGGCUGUUCACGCAUGACAUCUUCAUUAUGAUCAAGUCACAAAUCAUGUUCGAGAGGAGGUUUGUUUUAGUGCAAAAGGUACCCUUUCCUAUCAAUGACACAGUGAUAUUCUAUCUUGCCCAAUAUGACAGGCCUGAACGACGGUGGUGUGUUGAGUUCCAUGGUGACCCGGAAAACCCAAAGUGGCAAUGCUCUUGCAAACUAUUUGAAUCUGAUGGUAUUCCUUGCAGUCACAUUUUCUGUGUAAUGAAAGAUCAGCUUCUGUCCAGAUAUCCCAAGAGUUUGAUAAGCAAACGGUGGACAAAGGCUGUGGGUGAUUCAACAGUUGCACCAAAACUGAAGGUCCCCAGUCAUGACAAGUCAGCACAGGUGGCCAGGUAUUCUGCCCUCAUAUCAGAAGCAGCCAAAGCAUGCUUAAACUACUCAUUUUCAGAAGAAGGAUUCAAGGUGGGAAUGAAUGAAUUUGCAAGGCUGGUUCAAACCUCAAGAGAAUUCAACACAGUUCCGCCUACGGACACAUCAAAUGUGCCUCUGAGUAGCAAUGUUGUGAAGGACCCAAAAGUAUCACGAACGAAGGGGAUGCCUUCUAAUCCUGCAACAAACCCAGAGAAUGGGAAGAGCGAGCAGCGGCUGUGCUGA